UCCUCAUUCCCGUUCUCUCUCUCUCUCUCGUGUCGCACCCGCUAGCUCUCGUUCUCGCUCUUGUGGUGAAAAUCCCUUAUCUAUUUUCUGAUCACACUUCAGUUGCAAUUCUUCUCUCUGUUUAGCUUGUUUCCUUUAGUUGCAGCUCAAAGUUCAUACAGGUCAUGAUUAUCUCCUUGCAGUUUAUAAUCUUUUCCACGUCAAAGCUUUCAUUUAGAAGAAUGUUGGAUUUGACUCUAAUUGUUUGCAGCUCAUGAUUGUUAUUGGAACAUCAGGCUCAUUCUUGAUAGGAAGUGUCUUAAAUUGGAGAAAACUAGCUCUAGCAGGGCUUGAUCCUUGCAUUUCCUUGCUGAUUGGUUUGCUUAAAAUGAAAAUGUUUAAGAAGCUGAAGAAAUUCAGGUACUUCCCAAGCCCCCCCCCCCCCCCCUCCCCCCCUUAAUGAAUUGAGCAUUUUUAAAGUAAAUUCCAGUGCAGCUGUGUGAAAAUUCUAGAGAGAAAUGUGCAAAUAAAUUGUUAGCAUUCCUGAGUUCAGUGGGCAGAUUACUUCCCCUGUUUCACUGAAGCAGGUCAUACUUUCGUAAUCUACACCCUUUGUGCAGGUCGCAUUUUCUCACGCAAACCUCGCCGUCUAUGGACUAUUUUCCACCAAAUUAACAAUCCUCUCAAGUCGAUGAUCUUCCCUGCAUUUACCGUAUAUUUCGUUCAAUUAUGGAUGGAAAUUGACUGAAAUUAAAACCAAAAGUGCAAAUGACAGUAAAUAAAGGGGACAAUAACUGCUAAUUUCUUUUGUUAAUGACUAAAAUUGUACAAUUAAGAAAAUGUCGAUGACAAAAAAUGCAAUUGAGCCAAAAUAGUAGGAGUACAUAAGUUUAGUCCUUAUGAAGUGCCACAAUUUGACAAAAUAAGUGCCACUAAAAAGUAAAAACACUUUAGACACAGAGAUCGCUUUUAAUAACUAAUCUCUAAUUUUAAAAAUAAAAACUCUCGUUUUAUAAGAUUAUCACAUAUAAAUAAAAAGAUUGAAAUUGAAACAAAUUAACGCUUUAUAGUUUAUCCACAUAUUUAGCGAUUUCAAAAAAAAAACAUAUUUAGCCAAAUCUUAUCAAUUAAUUUAAAUUCAAAUAUUAUUUUGGUUACAAUUUAAAUUCUUUUUUUUUGAACGUACAAUUUAAAUUCAAAUAUAAUAUUAAACUAACAUUUCAAAUAAAUUUAUGAAUAUGAUCAAUGAUUCCAGUUAAUCUGGUUUUAUAUAUAAAUAACGCCUUGUUAUGAUAAGUGAAGUAAAUCAAGCAACGAUGAAGUUAAUAAACAUAUCAGAAGAAGGAGUUGAUAGGAUCAGUGCGUUACCGGAUGAAGUUCUGGGUCGCAUCUUAUUUUUCCUUUCAAGCAACGAAGUAAUAGCCACAUGCUCAUUGUCUAAGAGAUGGAGAUAUGUUUGGAAAAUGGUUCCGGCGCUGGACUUUGUAUGCUUGCCAGAUAUGACUAUGAAGGCUCACACCAAGGUCAGUGAGUUCUUGAGGUUAUGCGGAACAAAAAGGAUCACAAGGUUUCAUGUCAAAUGUAAAAGCCAUAGCCAUCAAUGUUCGCAGCCGCUCCAGGGUAAUACCGGUCAUUGUUGCUUAGCUUAGAUCAUAUCCAAGAAUUUGUUGAUGCAGCCAUAGCCGUAAAGGUUGAACAAUUGAGUAUCUCCAUGUCAUGCCAGAGCUAUGAUGAGCCUUUUUUUGUACCUACAUACUUGUUCACCUAUACGGCAAUUGUCACCUUGAAGCUUGAAGGUCCAUUCAUUCUCCCCGUUCCUUCUUCUGUUCAACUCCCCUCUCUCAAGAGCUUACAUCUCAAUGUGCGAAAAUGUGAACCCUCUUGUGGGAAGUUUCUCUCUGGAUCUCCAUCGCUUGAAGUGUUCUACCUGAAGGAAGGAGAAGGCCUUGAGAUUGAGCGAAACUCUCGAUGUAACCACAUCGUCUCAAACAACCAAUUACACAAGCUUGUUAUCGAAAGUGAUCCUGGUUAUGAUUAUGUCCAAGACUAUUUGGAGGGUCAUUUGGAAAAUGUGGUGAAAGCUAAGGUAUAUAUCAAAUUGUAUAAAGUUUCCUCUCAGGAGUUUCCCAUUCUCAAAGCAAUAUGUAAUGUUGAACUUCUGUCCUUGUGGGAUUGGAAUCAAAGCAUGGUUGACUAUUCCUCUCUUGAUUUUCAUCAAUUUCCCAAUUUGAUUCAUCUCGAGCUUCAUCUUGAGAGCGAUGUGGUCUCCCUCCCCAUAACCUUGUUCACCUGCACCACAGUUGUGAUAUUGAAGAUUGCGGGUUGGUUCAUUCUCCCCGUUCCUUCUUAUGUUCAACUCCCUUCCCUCAAGAGCUUGCAUCUCGAAGUGCUAAAAUGCGAACCCUCUUAUAAGGAGUUUCUCUAUGGAUCUCCUGUUCUUGAAGUGUUCUAUCUGAAGCAGUGGUAUGAUGGGUUUGAGGAGUUAAGGAUUGAGCGAAACUCUCUAGGUAACUUCAUUUUCUCAAAGAGCCUCUAUCUUAACCUUGUUAUACAAAGUGAUCGUGGUUGUGAUUAUGUGCAAGACUAUUUGGAGGGUCAUCUGGAAAACAUAGUGAAAGCUAAGGUAUCUAUGACACUGCAUAGUAAGCCCUAUCAAAGAUAUAUAGUCCAAUCUCGCGCGUUUUCCAUUCUCAAAUCAAUACGUAAUGUUGAAUAUCUAUCCCUGAAUGAUGCCUUCAAAAGUGAUAUGUAUAAUUUGUCUCAUCAUGAUCAUGAUCUUCCACAAUUUCCCAAUUUAGUUGGCCUAGAUCUUCAUGUUACAGACCUUGAUCACUCGCCGUAUUUAAAACUUGCUGAUCGUGCCCUGUGUCCCAAGCUGGAAAAGUAUUGGCUCAAUGACAGGCGUGAAUUGUAACAGAGGCAGAGUUCUGAACCUGGACCACAUUUUAAGGAUUGACCCCAAAGAGUUAUAUAUCAAGCGUACUCCAUCAUGGGAAUGUAAUGAACUCCCAAAUUAGUUAUCAUCAUUUAUAGGAAUUAUCAAAUUAGUUUACCAGCAUUUUUGUAAUUUUUGUAUUUUUAUACAUCACAUUCGUUCUCUUUUUUUUUUUUUUAAAAGCACAUUCGUUCUCUUUAUCCUGUAUUGACAUGAGGAUAAACAUAAACUUGAGAAAAAAUAAAGAUUUUAAUAUGACAUAAAAUUAAGAACUCUAUUGCUGUUAUGUUAUUUUUAAUUUAAGUUUAAUGAUUCUUAUAACAAUUAGGAACCAAUUUGAGAAUUCACUUUUUAAGAAAUUUAAAAUAAGAAAUUAUAGGUAGAGUUAUCGUUGAUUCAAAACCACUUGAGAAUUAUUCAUUGAAAAGUAAAGGAUCAGAAAAUUCAAAAUUCAAAAUCAAUUGGAUUCAGUCUUAUACAUACGUGAGGAAGGUAAAAGAAAGAAGCCCCGAUCAAUUCGAUCAAGCACUCACCAUUGAUUUUCAUUGUUCAACUCCUUAACAACAUGAAAAAACAUUGUCUGCCCGAUUAGUUACAAAUGCUUUUUGACAAGCAUUUUCCGCAGUUGGACACGUGAACCAAGAACCUAUUAGUAGAUAAGAACACAUUCCAACCAACUCCCAAAAAAAAUUAGGAUUAGGAAUAGGCACCAGGGUUAUCCCUUAAACCUUGCACCACUUUUGUCCAUGGAUGUUUCAUCUUUUGAUUGAGUUUAAUGAAAGCUUUUAUUUUUACCGUUAAAAAUAAAAAUAAAAAGUUAGAAAAAAUAAAAGAAAUCAUAGGAUAUAGCUAAAUUUCUUAUUUUAAACGCAGAUCGGUAUUUAGAACUGUCGGUUUAUACAAACAUUCUAAAAUUUUACAGAAUCAUAUUUGAAAUUGAAACUUAAUUAGUGCUUUGUAUCUACAGAUAUAGCUAAAUCGUAUCAAUUUAUUCAAAUUCAAAUAAAAAUAAGAUUUAUUAAUAUAUUCAACCAUACCAAUCGAUCUGGUUAUAUAUAACGCAUUGGUUUGCUGAGGGAAAUAAAUCUUGUAACGAUGAAGAAAAUAAACAUAUCAGAAGGAGUGGAUAGGAUCAGUGAGUUAUCAGAUGAAGUUCUGGGUCACAUUCUGUCUUUCCUUCCAAGCAAGGAAGCCAUAGCCACAUGCUCGUUGUCCAAGAGAUGGAGAUAUGUUUGGAAAUUGGUUUCGGCGCUGGACUUUGUAUGCUUGCCAGAUAUGACUAUCAAGGCUCACACCAAGGUCAGUGAGUUCUUGAGGUUAUGUGGAACAAAAACGAUCACUAGGUUUCAUAUCAAAUGUAAAAGCAAUAUCCAUCAUUGUUGGCAGCCGUGGAAUGAUCUCGAUCUCGAGCGUAAUACCGGUCCUUGUUGCUUAUUUCAUAUCCAAGAAUUUGUUGAUGCAGCCAUAGCCGUAAAGGUUGAGCAACUGAGUAUUUCCAUGGCUCAACACGGGAAUCGGAACUAUGAGCAUGUUUUCAUGUCUCAACACCGGAACCAUGGGCCUGUUUUCUUUGUGCCUGCAAACUUGUUCAACUGCGCCACAAUUGUGACCUUGAAGCUUGAAGGUCCGUUCAUUCUCCAUGUUCCUUCUCGUAUUCAACUCUCUUCUCUCAAGAGCUUGCAUCUCAAUGUGCGAAAAUGCGAACCCUCUUGUAAGAAGUUUCUCUCCGGAUCUCCGGCUCUUCAAUUUUUUUAUCUGAAUGAAAUAAAUAACCUUAGGCUUAAGGAGUUUAGGGCUGAGCGAAAUUCUCAAGGCAACUUGAUCGUCUCAAACAAUUUGCGAAAUCUUCAUGAGUAUGAUUAUGUAUACAUGACACUACACAAAGUUGAUGAUCACUCUCACGUGGUUUCCAUGCUCAACGCAAUGCAAAAUGUUGAAUUUUUGUGUGAUUGGAAAGAAAUGAUGGAGGUGAAUCAUCAUUGCUCUAUUGAUUCUCCGCAAUUUCCCAAUUUGGUUCAUCUCGAGCUUCGUCUUAGGAAUAAUGUGGUUUCUCUCCCCAUCAAUUUGUUCACCUGCACCACACUCGUGAAUUUGAAGAUCGAGGGUUCAUUUACUCUCUCGGUUCCUUCUUGUAUUCAACUCUCCUCUCUCAAGAGGUUGCAUCUCAACUUGCGAAAUUGUGAACCAGCCUCUUGUAAGGCAAUUCUUUCCGGAUCUCCAGCUCUUGAAUUUUUCCACUUGAAGCAUGAGUGGCGUGAUGGGUUUGAGGACUUGAUUAUUGAGCGAAAUUCUGGAGCAAACCUCAUUGUCUCGAAGAAUCAAUUAAUCAACCUUGUUAUACAAAGUGAUGGUGGAUAUGAUUGUUUCCAAGACUAUUUCGAGGGGCAUUUGGAAAACAUAGUGAAAGCUAAGGUAUUUAUGACACUAGAUCCCAAUUGGAGUAGUAAUAUUCGUGAGGUUUACACUCACGCGUAUUCCAUUCUCAAAGCUAUGCGCAAUGUUGAAUUUCUGUCCUUGUGUGAUAUUAGCCUUGAGGGUUAUUCUUCAGUUGAUCUUCCAAAAUUACCCAAUUUGGUUCAGCUCCAGCUUCAUAUUAACCACUAUUCCUCCCAAAUUCUAAAACUU
Messenger RNA from Lotus japonicus, 5539 nucleotides. RefSeq lists its product as uncharacterized. The coding region runs from base 1691 to 2893 and encodes 400 amino acids. NCBI's taxonomy places the organism in Eukaryota, Viridiplantae, Streptophyta, Magnoliopsida, Fabales, Fabaceae. The record is from RefSeq and is a predicted model, not a curated record. The transcript has 3 exons.